GAGAGAUAAGCUGGGUUUAAAUAUUUAGGGUGUUAGUCGUUUUUCUUUAUAGUUAUUAUAAUUGUUAGGUAAAUAUGGACACAACGCCUCCAGGGUUGCGGCCACACUGCAGUACUGUGGCCAGCUCGAUGAACUUCGACGGUAGUAGUACCUCCCUCUGCAGAGAUAUCGUUGACAAUCUCAAUGCUGCCCUCACGGCUUUGAAAGCGGAUUUUCAGCAGCUUGCAAACAUUCACCGUGUGGAAGCGUUGGAUUCGCCAAAUGCACAUAGGAAAGGUGAUAACGGUGAUAUCCCUGUCGAAAGCAAAGGGGAAAUUAAGGAGAAGGAACCCCAGUCAACGUCCACUUCGUCGGCGAGUAUUUCGAUCUUCCCCUCCCCGUCGCUGCAGCAAUUCCUAAGCACGUUACAGCAAGAGCGGCUGUUCAAGACCAUUCAGGCGAAGAAACUUGCCGAGGAGCAUCCACUGCGCUGGGAAAAGGUUCAGUCUGUUAAAGCUUUACUGGACGAGCUCCGCAACCGAACAGGGUUAGACCUUCUCUCAGAUGAAUUAGAUCGCAUCACUCCAAAUGGUGAGCUAGAAAGUGAUGGGGAUCCCGAAGCACCGUUGUUAGACCUCGGUGACGACAAUGCGAGCGUGAAGACGGCAACUUCGCGAGAAUGGAAUAAGGAAGGCGAAUGUGAAAGUGGUGAUCACAGGCUAAAAAAAAUACAGCAAUUGGCUUCCGCCUUUAGAUUUCAGGUUCAACACGCGGGGACGCUUGAGCAGGAAACGCGAAAAUUAGAAGCACUGAUUCGCAAGCUGCGAAACUUCUUCAACGACGAUGAUGACGUACUGGCAGCCUCGAGCCAUGAAAAGGCGAAUCUCGUGCGGCUCCUAGAGGCGUGGCCUACCCAUAGCGUAAGCUGUGCGGCGGAAGAGGAGGCGUGGCGGCGAUGGGCGGUGGACGCCCCUGGCGACACCCAAACGAAGCACGAAAACGCCGAUAAAGGCGUUAAGAACCUACGCGAUGCACUCCGAUUUGCGCACUCCAACCGCUCCCGCUUCGAGGGACUCAUGCGCCGCUGGAGAGGAAUUCGGUCUCGCUACGAAGCGACGGUGCAACAUGCGAAUAGGAGCAUCUGUUACAUCACCCUCCGGCUGGAUGAGAUUGAGGAGAAACUGGAGAAGGAAAAAAACUGGUAG
Messenger RNA from Phytomonas sp. EM1, 1184 nucleotides. The record is from the annotation of a GenBank genome assembly. Lineage: Eukaryota; Euglenozoa; Kinetoplastea; Trypanosomatida; Trypanosomatidae.